Dunckerocampus dactyliophorus (ringed pipefish) is the source of this 3423-nucleotide messenger RNA. It is a transcript of the gene kiz, whose product is annotated as kizuna centrosomal protein. The coding region runs from base 108 to 2243 and encodes 711 amino acids. Lineage: Eukaryota; Metazoa; Chordata; Actinopteri; Syngnathiformes; Syngnathidae. Gene Ontology annotation, biological process: spindle organization. The transcript has 16 exons. Gene Ontology annotation, cellular component: centrosome. The record is from RefSeq and is a predicted model, not a curated record.
UUCAGACCAGGGGCUUCUGGGAAGUGGUGCUCAUGGCAACCACUGUAAAUAUUAGCCUCCCUCCUCUUGCUAGUCGCGACUCUGCGUAAGCGUCAAACCCGGACAAAAUGUCAAGCGUGACCCACGUCGAAGACAGUUAUUUACAGAGGAUAACGUCUAUUCAGCAAAGCAUGCACCAGAGGGAGAAACAAAGGCUGCAUUUGGAGAAGCAGCUGUUUGCUUGCUCUAUUCCUAAUAAACGAAUCUCUCAAAUAAAGAGUUAUCUCAAGCAAAUCUGUGUCAGGGAAGCACAAGCGAAAAUGAGAAACCUUGAGCUUUUGAGAGACGUGGAGUGCCUUCACAUUAGCAUGCAGGAAUACAGUCCAAACCUUUUCCCCUUGCAACAACAAAAGGCUGAAUUUUCAAGAAAGAUUGCUAGAUUUAUGGAUGAAAUGAAGACAACAAGCAAAGCAAAGCUGAAGCCUAUACAAGGUGAUUGCAAGAACCGCUCACUCCUUCACAUAGCGGAGGAUUUUUCAAAUGCACCUGCAGUUUUUUCGAUGGGCCACCAAACCUCCAGAGGGUCCAGUAUACUUUCACACCAAGCAUUGCACCGUUCACGGUCACCCAAUCGAAGCAAAAGACAACCAAGUGGCCUUUUGAAGGACUUUAGAGUUGUCAGAGUGGAUGCCGCCGCCAAUCGAGCACAUUUAUCAGAUGGCAUUUCAGCUUCAGAUAAUUCUCCCAACGGCUGUAAUUUCAGUGACAAACAUUCAAGAAUGUCAGUAGUGCUCCAGUCUGGUUGUGGUACAACAAUAGUUCCUGGCAAUGCGCAUAUUGCGAAUGAGGAUGAACAAGAACAGGCUCCCGUGGUGACCUUGGAGAGUCCCCGGAGGAAUACAUCUAGAGGCACCACCAAUAACUCAAUGAAGCUCAAGAAUCCCGCUGCUGAACAUGCUAACUCCGGAGAGAUUGCUCCUCAGAUGCCCUUUAUGGAAGAUUCAGGAAGAGGUUUUAGCCAUUUGAUGCCUGAAGCCUCCUCUGGAAGAAAAACAGAAGAUGUCUCAGGCAGAUCUGGGAGUUUCAGCUCAAAGUCUGAUGUGCAGUUGUCUGAGAGCAGUGUGAGUGACCUGUCCAUUUCGUUGACACAAUCUGAGCCAGAAGAUGAUGAUAAUGAAAGUGAAGGGACUGCACAAAAUACCAAUUCGGAGGGAAGCUGGUGUGGCCCUGUCACUAUCCUCAAGUCUAAUGGGUCCAAGAACACACCUCACUACAGACGUGAAAUACUCUCCCGAGAAGGACUCUUCAAACUACUAGACUCCAUUGAAGGGCGACUCUAUGGUGAGCAGACAAGGGUGUACCGAGAUGUUUCAUUUGAUGAAAGACAACUCAUGCGAAUUAUCAGCCUUUGUGACAGUGGAGCGGGCUUGAAUGAGGAAGACCUUGAAGCAUGCGGUGCAGUGGUGCUUCAUGAGCUUCAGAGGUUGUCAUGGAGCACAACGAAGGGCUGCCUGCUACCACAGGAGCUUGUGAGUGCACACCAGUCUACCACUGAGCAUAUUGCUAUCAGCCUCCCUGCUGAUGCCGCUCAGCUGUGGGAUCGCUGGUUCAAGCACGCCCUUCUGCUUAAGGAGAGCCGUGUCCUCAGCGCUGAGCGCCUGGUCGAGCUGUUCACGCCACUGCUUGUGGAGCGCCAUGCAACAUACAGCCACCAGGCCAAAGUGCUGCUGAGGACACUUUUGACCCGGUCCAGUGAGGAGAGCCCCUCAGCAGAUGAUGAGAAUGACUCGUCUUUUUCUUGUGGCCCUCAUUCUCAUAGUGGAGAUGUGAAGCCUGCCAGUAAGAUCCAAAAGGAACAGAUCAAAGAACUACAAAGUGCUGAAGAGGACAGCCAGGACGAAAGCCCUGUGGAAAGUGUUCCUAUUAGAGAGACAAAAGCGUAUCAGUUACUUAAGCUAUCAGCCAUGCAAGAACGGUUGCAGAGUUCUGAAGAAGAGGAGGAGGAGGAGGAUGAAGAUAGAGAGGAGGAUGGCCCUUCAGGAAUAAAUCAUGGCCAUGAAGUGGACCUUGGGAGGGCCAAAUGCUCCUCAGAUCAAGACCCUUACCCACGGAAGGACAAGGUGAACCCAAAGAUUUAUUCUGCUCUGCAGUCAAAUGCAUUUUGGGGGGACUCGGAUGACAGCAACUCAGAGAUUGAAGCAGCUUUGCGUCCUCAACCUUUCAACACAAAUGACGACGAUGACACAGACGAUUUCUAUGACUGACAUUAGGGUCGCGGGUAUGCUGGAGCCUAUGCGGGGUGCAACGUGGCUAAUGUAUAUUAUUUUACAUCUCGACCGCUAUAUUAGUGGUUUGCAUUGUAAACUUGGUCCAGGUGUCAUAAAAACAAAUAAAGUUGACAACUCUGACAUUGGGUAAAGUAUGUGAAGAGUUGCUCAACACUCUGAUGUUAACCCUGCUUCAGUCUCUUUAUCUGAACAACUCUCCCCACUCAUAAUAGCAGCUCGAAAUAGAUUAAACAGAUCUUUUAAAGCGAUUUGUUUGCACUAGGCUAGAAAUCAUGCAUUUUGAAUGCCGCAAGCAUCUCAGAGUGCUCUGCCUCCAGCAUGCUCGAGUGUAGUGAUGUGAGUCACCUGUGAAAUGACAAAACACAAUGGCCACUCUGAACGCUGCCGCACAACCUGUGAACCUCCUGAAGAGGCCCGUCCCUCGCUCCUCCCGCAGGGGUACAAAGUGUUACCACAAGCAAAGUCCAAUUAUUGGUACUGCAUGUGCCCUAUUAUGUUUACAUCUGCUUUUAAUUGUGGAAAUUAACAUUUCUCUUUUAAUUUUUUGCAUGCAUACAAGCACACGUCAUUUGAAUUGCUGCCAAAGAUCGUAUAUUCCAUUUCAUUGUACAGUACGUCUCUCUACGGAAGCCCCAAAGUUUUAGUUCUUAGUAAUUGUAAUUGAAAUGCUGUUCUUUAAUAAAGAAAAGCCAGCAUAUUGCAUUGUUAUGAUAAAUACUGUAUAUGCAGUUUAUUGGUUCCAGACCUGACCAUGAUCAGUAAAUUUCCUCAAAGUGGGAUUCCUGUUUUAAUAUUUUAUAUUUUCCUAGUUACGGCAAAGAAAAUACUUUUUUUUUUUUUACAUUAUUAGAACCAUCUAGAAAUGAAAUAACAGAACUUUUACACUUGUACACUUGUCAUCAAGAGAAAAUAAGCCUUUUAAGACAGACGGAGAAAUAAAACUUGCGCUUGAGUGUGUUGAAAUAAAGGUGUUCCCAACAUGUGGAGGACGGGAAGUGACGUCGGGGGUUCAGAAUUGAGUUUUAGUAAUUUAUAGCCGCAAUAGUAGCCCGUGUUAUUGUUAUUAUUAUUAUUAUUAUUAUUAUUAUGUUAUUACUAUUGUGCCUGAUAAUUCAAACCUGCAAUAAAAGCCUGUUGUUCUGGCGAUCAAGCCUGA